GCCGCUCCUUUGACCGAUCUGACGCGCCUUGACACCCCAUGAGAGUGGACAGAUGAGUGUGAGGCUGCUUUCAGACAUCUGAAGCAUGCGUUGAUGCACUACGAGGUCGUGAAACUUCCUGAUCCUGAUAAGCCGUUUAUAGUCAGCACGGAUGCCAGCCAAUAUGACAUUGGUGCCGUGCUCACGCAGCAGGAUGGGCCAAAGUUGAGGCCUGUAGAGUACAUGUCCAAGAAAAUGCCGUCUCAAAAUUUGGCUAAGUCCACCUAUGAGAAGGAACUUUAUGCAGUGUACAAGGCUCUGACCCAUUGGAGGCACUAUCUCCUUGGGAGGUUCUUCAUCCUCAGGACUGAUCAUCAGUCCUUGAGAUGGAUGAGAACUCAGUCGGUGCUCUCUGACGCUCUCAAACAUUGGAUUGAAGUCAUUGAGCGGUAUGACUUUGACCCUCAGUAUCUGAAAGGGGAGUACAACAAGGUUGUUGAUGCCUUGUCGUGUAGACCUGAUUUCUCAGGUGCGCUGAUUACUGAGUUUAAUCUGACGGACAAUGUUACUCAGGCUUUGGUGGAAGCCUAUCGCGAGGACCAGUUUAUGUCUGAGAUCAUACGCAGACUCAAGGCGAAGGACAAGAAGACCUCUGUCGAGUUUGAAUUGGUCAAUGGCUUGUUGUUCCUUGAGAAGGCAGGGAAUAAACGAUCGUGUGUCCCUAAUAGCGAGUCUUUGCGUAGUCUAUUUUUAGGUGAGUGUCACGAUGCUACCGGCAAUUUUGGGUACAAGAAGCCCGCAGCUAAUCUGCUGCAGCGGUUCUGGUGGCCAACGAUGAUGCGAGACGCCCAGCUGUACGUGGAGACUUGUCAGGCCGGCCAUUUUGCGCGAUGGUGCCCUCAGAAUCCUAAUGCACAGCAAAAUGCUUCAGCUAUUGUUCCAGCGUCCGCACCACCGUUUACUAAUCCGGCUAAUAAUGGUAACGCUACAACGAUUGUGCCAUAUCAAGGAGGCGGAUGGAACAACACCAAUCGAAGACUGGAAUCAUUGGAGGAUCAAGUUGGCAAGAUGAAGAUUCGAUAUGAUGCUGACAAAGAGAAGGAACGCAAGAAGAAAGAGGGCGAAGAGAAGAAGCAGCGAGAAAAGGAGGAAGAGGAGAGAAGGCAAAAGGAGAAGCAAGAAAGAGAAGCCUUCCAAAAAGAGUUGAAGGUCACUAUGGCAACCGAGCUAAGUGCGGUACGAGAGGCUUGGACCAGGAAACAACAGAAGGAUAAGGCAACAAUUGAGAAGUUACGAACGGAGAUGGAAGAAAUUCGUCGUGGCAUGGCAUCGACGUCGACGGCACGUGCACACGCAAUCAACGAACUAGAUUUUGAGAUGGUUGAGAAGAUGCGACAACAGCAGGAGGAGAUGAAAAGGGAACAGCCAGAAAUGCACACAAGACUGUUAGCGAUGGUGACUCAUUGGUGAGUAUUGCGGAGAGACGGGCGGAGGCUGUAGAACGGGAGGCCGCUGCGUGGAAGCUCGAGGCCAAUAGGCCAGGGAACAAACGUGGCAAUAUCGU
This is a messenger RNA of Chara braunii, 1543 nucleotides long. The record is from the annotation of a GenBank genome assembly. Lineage: Eukaryota; Viridiplantae; Streptophyta; Charophyceae; Charales; Characeae.